Messenger RNA from Xylaria bambusicola, 1119 nucleotides. Its product is annotated as isoprenoid synthase domain-containing protein. NCBI's taxonomy places the organism in Eukaryota, Fungi, Ascomycota, Sordariomycetes, Xylariales, Xylariaceae. The record is from RefSeq and is a predicted model, not a curated record. The coding region runs from base 1 to 1119 and encodes 372 amino acids. The transcript is spliced from 4 exons.
AUGCCGAAGGCGAAGGGUCAUAUCUCUCAAUUGCAAGGCGAUGCCUUGACUGUAGCCACACAGCUCCACGGCCAGAUCCUACAUGCCCUAAACUUCGUCAGCACUUUGGCUGCUUGGCCCACGGGUGCCAACAAGCACAUAAAAGAGAUAGAGAUUCUCGUUGAUGAAUAUCUUGAGAGAACCGUGGUAAACGAGAAGAAAUUGGAAGCACUAAAGCAGGCAGAUUUUGCCAAACUCAUAUCUCUAUGGUAUCCUGAUGCACAGUGGCCCGAGCUGAAAGUAGCCACGGCUUACACGGUAUUAUGGAUCUUUGUCUGGGAUGACGAGGUCGAUACUGGUGGCCUUGCCGAUGAGAGCCUGGCACAGGAAUACUACCAAAAUUCCAUCGCCUAUGCGCGCUACAUAUUGGGACUCGAUGAGCAUUUUCAUACUACAAAUGGUGAUGCUAAUGUAGUUAUACCACCGCACACAAAUAUGACUCUAUUCGUAGACUUCGGUUCCGUAUUGCGGGAAAAGACAGAUAUUCAGCAGCGGCAGCGAUUCUUCGAUAACCUCAAGGACUUCAAGGAACAAGUGGGAGUGGAACAUAGUUAUCGCAUCUCGGGGAGCAUGCCAUCGUUAAGUGAUUAUAUGGUCAUACGCAUGGGCUCUGUUGGCUGCACCCCUCAAAUUGCCCUGACCGAUUUCAUGUUAAGGAUCAGACUUCCCGAGUCAGUUAUGGGCUGCGAUGCGAUGACAGCUCUUUGGGGACAGACAACGCGGAUAUGUAUAGUCCUAAAUGACCUGUACUCGGCUCAAAAAGAGAUGGCUCAAGGCUCGCUUUUGAACAUCGUUCCCAUCAUAUUCCACGAUAUCAAAGACACGGGUCAGAAAUGCCUUAGCAUGAUAUCGCAGGAAUUAGAUCGUAUACUAAGAGACGCUAUGGAAAAAUUCGAGCUUGCUGCUCGAGAACUUGAAUACAUGGCACCCCGUCGCUCCCAGCUGAACGAGGAUAUCCUCAAAUUUGUCAAGUGGUGUCGCUACUACGUUAUGGCUUGCCUCCACUGGACCUUGGAGUCUCAUCGAUAUGGGAUGAUAAAAUGCACCAAUGCUGACGGCACAUUAAGCAUUCCUUUUUGA